CCAGGCCAAACUUUCUGAAGUUCGGAAGGGGGCAGGGGUGUGCGCGCCGUGGGCUGAGGAAUGGGGAUGAGGGACCCUGGGCAUCGGCGCCCAGCUGCGCCCGAGGGGCAGCUGCCUGUUAGGAAGUGGAGCCUGGGGGUGGAACUCAGUCCUGACACUGAGGGAAGAGCGAGUGAAGAGUGACCCUAAGGGAGAGAACUGGAGAAUCCCUGAGGCGUGGCUUCCACAGCCAGGGGUCUGAAGAGAGGGUCUUCUGGAGAGGACGGCAGGGGAAUUGAGCUGGUGAGUUGGCCUCAGGCCAUUAGGGAAUUGGGGACCGGCCACCUCUGACUCUAAGGGAAUGGUGACAGCAGCAGCUGGUUUAGUAGAGCCCCAGCCGCUGGAGCAGGGGCAAACCCUGUCCUGCUCAGUCCUCAGGGCCUUGCCUCUAAGGCCUCACUCACUCUCCGCCAGUGUGGUUUCCGCUGGAGGCCCAGGCAUGUCUUCCCCGGUGUGGUCAGGAGGGUCCAGUGGGGUCUGAGACCAUCCUGAAAGGUAGAGGAGGAUAGGCCAAACUCUGGCACUAAGCAGCGAGCCAGAGGGCAGGGCUUCCCCACCCCCACUUCUUGGUCCUGGUUCCUCGCGCUCUGAGUCAGACACUGUGCUUGCUGUGUCCCCAUGGGCCUCUCCACCUGGCAAGGUGAAGGCCAAGGGAGCCCUGGUGUCCACUUUCCUUUCCUGCAUCUGGGCAGUCUGGGUGGCCUGCGGUGGAGACUGGGAGAAGAGCUGCCCCUGCCUUUUUUUGGGAGAACCAAGAGACUGGGAUGGUGAGGGGAGCUGGGACAGAGUCACGUGAGACGAUAACUCCCAAAGGAGCUGAGGGUGGGGGUGGGGGAGGCUGGCUCUGUGACAUCUGAAGGGAGUGAGCUUGUUCUUUGUGGUCCAGUAAGUAGGAAGAAGGGGAAAAGAGUGUUCUGGGCUCAGUGUAUGAUGAUUCUUUGGGCAGAUGGAACGUUGUAAGAUAGGAUGGGCUGCUGAGGAGUUAGGGAGCCCUCUGUCCCUGGAGUAUGUGAGCAGAGGUUGGUGACCACACUGGGAGGGGCCUGGCAAAGCACUGGAGGCUUCUCAGAAACAAACGGCCCUGGACUGCAUGGCUCUGUGAAUCUCCGGGUGGGCUGAGAGGUUGUCCAGGCCUCCAGGUUCCUGCUGCCCUGCCCCCAUCCCGGGGUGGAGAACUGCCCCAAGUAAAAUACUCGGGAUCCCACCUCUCCACCCCCUCCUCCAGCUUCCUAGCAGAACCUGAUAGGGGAAUCCCUGGACUAGAAUGGAAGGAAGAUCCUUAAUGACCUAAAGGUUGUGCCAUCAAGCAGCCAUUGGUGCUUGGACUCCUUGAGCAGCCACUUCAGGGUUGCCAGGCAGCGCAACAUUAUACUUGGGAAGGUGAGCACUGAAGUUGGACCACCCCCCUUCUCUGUCCUGUGUCCUAGUCCAGCGCUGCUACUAGUAAGUGAUGUGACCACUGGCAGAUCACCGAACCUCUUUUCAUGUCCUCAUCGGUAUCCCCUCCUCAAGAUGAGGGUAAUAAUAGCAUCUUUCUCUUUCUGUGAUGCCUGUGAAGUGUUUGUGGGAGUUGCUGGCACAUGCUAAACUGUCAGUAAAUAACUCUUAUUUUUAUCUCAAUACUGCACAGUGGUAAUAGGGAUUUAUUCGUUCAUUCAUUCAGUCAGUCAGUAACAAAUAUUUAUUAAGUCUUACUUCAUACCGGGCACUGUGCUGACACUGGGGAUACAGAAAUAAAUAAAAUAGAAGAGGUCUCGGCCCUCCUGGGCAGGCAAUCUGCAGGGAGAGACUGAUAAGUGAAAAGGAAACUCAAACACAAGGGGGCUGGUUUAAAUAGGUGGUUGGGGAAGCUUCUGCAGGAAGUGGCCUGUGAGCUGAAAGACCCAGUCAGCCUGGGGAAGAGGUAGGCAGAGUUCAGGCAGAAGGCCCUGAGGAGAAUGGGCUCAGCUGGGUGCCUUCGAGGAAUGGAAAGGAGGUGCAGUGUGUUCCCUGGAAGAAUGUUCAAGAGUUAGUCCAGGGCACAUCCUAGAGACCACAGUGAGGGGCUGAGGUUUGAUUCUAAGUGCAGUGGGAGAGCUCUUACACCGAAGGGGUUUAAGCAGCGAUGGGAUGAGAGGUGCAUUUAAGAUGCACACUCUGCCCGUCUGUGAGGGGCUAGAGUGGAGACCAGAGAUGACCAUUAACAUCCAGAGAGCCAUUUUAAUGGUUUUCAAAGCUUUCACAAACAUUGUCUCACAACUUACUUUAAAUGCAGUCUGGGAAGUCCAAGGUGUGGAAUAAGAAUUGCUUCUCUGUCUCCGUAGCUCAGAGAAGGAUUCCAAGGAGAAGCUGCAGAGCCAGGAAAUGGCAGAGGACUUUGAAUUCCUCCUCAGUGGAGAGGAGGGGGCCACCUGGGAGGCCAGAAUGCAUCCAGACAGAUGUCAGAGGGCCAGUUCCCAUCCUUAGUAGUUAGAGGGGACUCUGCCCCCAGGAGCUACUGGGGGCAACUCCUCUAGGGGGCACAAGUAUGGGACCCUGCUGAUGCCCAUAUAAAGAUGCCUGAGAUGGGGCAGUGGCGGGGGCUGCUUCCCAGUAGGGGACGACCCCCUGCUGUUCCUCACUGCUGCCUUCUGGUCCCCCAGCUGCCUCUGGGACUGUCCUUCUCAGGGUCAGCCAGUUCCCUGCUGCAGUGCAAGGCACCAGCAUGCUCAUCUCCUCCCACAUCCUGUCCCCCACCACAGCCAGCCUGGCCCUGUGCCCCUUGCCUUGCCCUCCCGACCAGCUUCCUGACUCGCAGAUACUGGCUUCCACCCUGAGAGCCCACAGCUCCUCUGCUGUCUCUGUCCACCUCAGCUUGAGAAUGUCUUUCUCUGCUCACUGUGUGGCCAGGUCUGACAUCACCAGCUUCAUGUACACUCGGUUCAGUGGGGCUGCAGCCACCUUUCCUGGGGGCUGCCCAGUCCAGGGUGCCCUCCCCAGUGUGGGUACAGAAUGGGGUCUGCUGCCUCCUCUCCACCCUGCCCUCCCUCUUGCAGGUGUCUCUUCUCAGAUAGGGGUAGACACCCCCACUCUCACUGGGCACCUUCCAAGAGAUCAGAGGGCUGGCUGGAUGCCAGGCACUGAAGGCUUGGUACCAAGGUGUAGAGGUGGGGCCCUGCCCUAAGGUGGCUGUCCGUCCGACAUGUGAGAUGACUGCCCUGCUCUGACGGGGGAGGGGAGGGGCAGGAAAGACUCAGCCCAAUGGUCCAGAGUAUCUGAAGGCCUUGGCUUCUCUCCUGCUUUACGUGUGACCAUUUCCUAGUCCCCUUCCAUGAAUAAUAAUAAUAAGGAUGACAGCAUUUACUGAAUGCUGAGCCUAUGCCAAGAGCUUUUCAUUCAUUCAUUCAUUCACCAAACAUUUAUUGACAUUCUUCUGGGCUCUAGGAAUACAUCCGUGAGCAAAACAACAAAACACUUUGUCCUCAUGGACAUGACAUUGCUUAAGGGGAGAAACACAGAAGAACACAAUAUACACUUAUACACAGAAAUACACUUCAGGACGAGAGGUGGUAAUAAGUGCUAUGGGAGAAACAAAGUGGAGGAUGAGGGAGGGCUGGAGUUUUAAAUACAGUGGUCAGGGUGGCCUUCCUGAGAAGAUGCCACCUGAGCAAGGAAUUGGAGGCAGGGAAUUCCAGGCGCAGGGGACAGUGAAUGCCAGCUGGGAUGGAAGGACCUUGAGAAGGCCAUGGUGGCUGGAGGAGAGUGAGCAUGAGGAGACGUUAGUAGGAGAUGAGGUCAGAGACUGGAGGGGCAGGGAGGGGGCAGCCAGACACUGCUCACAUAGCCUUCCUAGGUUCAUGCCAGGGCUCUGUCCUCAGAGAGGGAACUGUGGGUGGCUUCAGGCAGAGCUAAGGUGAGAUGGGACUGGUUUUAACAGGAAUACUGGCUACUGUAAUGAGAAGGGAUGAUGGGAAUCCAGAGUAACAGCAGGGAUUCCAGGCAGGGGUGGUGGUGAUGGAGGUAGUGAGAAGUGGUCAAAUUCUAGAGGUAUUUUGAAGGUAGUCCCAACAGGAUUUACUGAUGAUGGAGUUGGAGGAAAACAUGACAAAGUGUUUUGUCUGAGUGACUUGAAGAAUGGAGUCGCUAUUAACUGAGAUGGGGAAGACUGAGGUAGGAGCUGGCUGCGGGGAGAUCAGGAACUCGCUGUUGGAUUUGUGCAGUUGGUAGCAAGCUUCCAAGGGAGGCAUCAAGGAGGCUGGCAGCUAAAUACAUGAAGGUUCAAGGAAGAGAGAGAAACCUGGGAGUGGAUGGAGUUAAGAGACUGAAUGAGGUCACCUGGGAAGCUCAGACAAGGACAUCCCCAGGGUGGCCUUGGGAGAUAAGGAAGGAUCAGUCUAGAAGGCUGAUAAGGAGUGGUCAUGGAGGCAAGGGGCAUGAGAAGCACCAGGAGGGCAUCCUAGAAGCCGGGGGGGAGGGUGCUUCAGAGGCUGUGGUCCAGCGAGUCAUGCUGCUAGGCCAGGCCAGAAGAGGACUUGCACAGAGAGUGGAGAGAGGAAGGGGACAGCUGGUGGAGACAGCUCUUCCUAGCUGCAUUAUCUCAUGCUCUAUCUCACCGGACACUCACACUUCCCUCCUGUGUUUUAUAGCUGAGGGAACCCGCUCAGGGAAUGUAGGUAACUGGGGGAGUGGCAGAGCUGGGCAGGGGGCCCUGGUGAUAGUCACACAGUGCCUCUCGCUCCUCCAUCCCUUCUGUGUCUCAUCUUCCAGACACCAGCCAGACGUCCUAUGUGCCACCUACACCGCCGGGCACUGAGGAGAUGGUGCUGAUGUGACAGCCUCUCCCCAAGGAGUGUGGUGUGCUAGAACGUCCCACUCCCAGGCAAUGAGGGUGGCUUCACACAUGAGGACUCAGGGCUGGGUCUUGGAGGAUGGAUGGGAUUUGGUCAGGCAAGGAAGGUCACAAAAGGGGGACAGGGAAAGCUGGGAAGAGGGUGGGCAUAUACACUUUGAAGUGUGAUGGGACCAUCUAGGGAAGUGUCUGGGUGUGAUGAAGAGGAUGCAGGAGCCAGAGAGCAGGGCUGUGGAGGCGCAGCACUCAGCUUUCCCUUCGAGAGAGACCUGCCACAAGGAGCAGUGAGUUGCCAGCCUGCAGCUGCAGGUUGUGCCUUCAGGCUCUGCCUCAGCCUCCCAGCCAUGGCCAAGCACCUCCUGGGCCACCCCCAGCUCUGGUACCAGAGCUCCCAUCUCCAGGCUGUCUCUGCCCUGGAGCUUCCCGUUAGCUGGCCAAGGUCCUCUCCAAGCUGAGCUGUUGUCUGAAGCUCUUCCUUCCCCUUCCUUGCACGGAUGUCAGGCCAGCUUGGUGGUCUGAAGUCUUUCCCUGCUGGCUCCUACUCCUGCCUCCUUAUUGUCCAGAAGUGUGACCCCCCCCCGGUGAAUCUCUUGCACUCUGACUCUCUCUUGGUCUUUGCUUCCCAGAGAACCGGACCAAUAACGAGGUCUUAGAUUUCACCUCUGUCCUCCCCACUGGGCAAGACCCCUUUGCUCUGUUGCGGCCUCAGCACGCCCACGUGGAAAUACUGUAUCGGCGGAAUGCUUUCCCUCUGAAGAACACUGUCUUCCCAGCCAGGCCCGGUGGGAGUGCUGGGUGGACACUCUUGUGUCGUCUGCAGGGUCUUUGCACACUUCUAAUAAAUGUGGAUGUUGAUUUUCAUAUUUGCUGAAAAAGAAAGUGGUAUCUGAAUCCAAAGCACAAAAGAGAUACAGUGCCCUGUGAUCUGUGUGGCAGCGGGAACGUGGGUGCGAUGGUGCCACAGGGGAGGGCGACAUUUCCUCCCUGGCCGGUUAGGGAGGCCUCCCGGCAGAAGUACUGUUUGUGCAGAGUCCUCGGGUGAACAAUGCUUUUCUAGACAAAGGGUGGCAGGGGCUUCUAAGCCUGAGGCCAACAGGGAGCUAAAAGCAGGAGGAGAGUGACUGUCCCAGUGACCUGUCUGCCUAUCUUUUACAGAAAGGAAGGCAGAAGAAGCCACGGCCGCUAGACCCCGGCGAGGGCUCCAAGGACACAGACAGCUCAGCUGGGCGGAGGGGCAGUGCAGGCAGAAGGCGAUGGGCGCUGCGGGGGCCGCGCCUGAGAGCCCCGGCGUGCCCGUGGCCAAGGUGGUGCGGGCGGUAACCAGCCGGCACAGGGCCAGCCGGCGGAUCCUGCCCACCCCACCCCCAGAGGCCCCGGGCCGCCAGAACCUGAGUGGGGCAGCUGCUGGGGAGGCGCUGGUUGGGGCAGCCGGCUUCCCACAUGGAGACACAGGGAGUGUGGAGGGUGCCCCCCAGCCCACAGACAAUGGCUUCACGCCCAAGUGCGAGAUCGUGGGCAAGGACGCGCUGUCUGCACUGGCUCGGGCCAGCUCCAAGCAGUGCCAGCAGGAGAUCGCCAACGUGGUGUGUCUGCACCAGGCCGGGGGCCUCAUGCCCAAGGCUGUACCCCGGCACUGUCAGCGGGCUGGAAAGAUGAGCCCCGGCAUCCAGUGGGAUGAGGUCCGGGCCCAGCAGCCCGUGGAUGUCCCCCCAGUACGAAUCGCCUACAUGCUGGUGGUUCAUGGCCGUGCCAUCCGCCAGCUGAAGCGUCUCCUCAAGGCUGUCUACCACGAGCAGCACUUCUUCUACAUCCACGUGGACAAGCGCUCCAACUACCUGCACCGCGAGGUGGUGGAGCUGGCUCGGCAAUAUGAUAAUGUGCGGGUGACACCCUGGCGCAUGGUCACCAUCUGGGGUGGGGCCAGCCUGCUGAGGAUGUAUCUGCGGAGCAUGCGGGACCUGUUGGAGGUGCCUGGCUGGGCGUGGGACUUCUUCAUCAACCUCAGUGCCACCGACUACCCGACCAGGACCAAUGAAGAGCUCGUGGCUUUCCUGUCCAAGAACCGGGACAAGAAUUUCCUGAAGUCGCAUGGCCGGGACAACUCCAGGUUCAUCAAGAAACAGGGCCUGGACCGGCUCUUCCAUGAGUGUGACUCCCACAUGUGGCGCCUGGGCGAGCGGCAGAUCCCCGCAGGCAUCGUGGUGGACGGCGGCUCUGAUUGGUUCGUGCUGACGCGCAGCUUUGUGGAGUAUGUGGUGUACACAGACGACCCACUGGUGGCCCAGCUACGUCAGUUCUACACGUACACACUGCUCCCAGCUGAGUCCUUCUUCCACACGGUGCUGGAGAACAGCCCGGCCUGCGAGAGCCUCGUGGACAACAACCUGCGGGUCACCAACUGGAACCGCAAGCUGGGCUGCAAGUGCCAGUACAAGCACAUCGUGGACUGGUGCGGCUGCUCCCCCAACGACUUCAAGCCGCAGGACUUCCUUCGGCUGCAGCAAGUCUCCAGACCCACCUUCUUCGCCCGGAAGUUUGAGUCGACUGUGAACCAGGAGGUACUGGAAAUCCUGGACUUCCACCUGUAUGGCAGCUACCCCCCCGGCACCCCGGCCCUCAAGGCCUACUGGGAGAACACCUACGACGUGGCCGACGGCGCCAGUGGGCUCAGUGAUGUCAUGCUCACCGCUUACACUGCCUUUGCCCGCCUCAGCCUGCGCCAUGCCACCACCGCUACAUCCCCACUGGCCAACCCACUCUGCAGGUUUGAGCCCAGGGGCUUGCCGUCCAGCGUGCACCUGUAUUUCUAUGACGACCAUUUCCAGGGCUACCUGGUGACGCAGGCGGUGCAGCCCUCAGCCCAGGGGCCGGCAGAGACGCUUGAGAUGUGGCUGAUGCCCCAGGGGUCGCUGAAGCUGUUGGGGCGCAGUGAUCAGGCCAGCCGGCUCCAGAGUUUGGAGGUUGGCACCGAGUGGGACCCCAAAGAGCGUCUUUUCCGGAACUUUGGGGGGUUGCUGGGGCCCCUGGAUGAGCCUGUGGCCAUGCAGCGCUGGGCCCGAGGCCCCAACCUCACAGCCACCGUGGUGUGGAUCGACCCCACCUAUGUGGUGGCCACGUCUUACGACAUUGCAGUAGAUGCGGAAACCGAGGUCACGCAGUACAAGCCCCCACUGAGCCGGCCCCUGCGGCCAGGGGCCUGGACUGUUCGACUGCUUCAGUUCUGGGAGCCACUGGGUGAGACCCGCUUCCUCGUGCUGCCCUUGACCUUCAACCGCAAACUACCUCUCAGGAAAGAUGAUGCCAGCUGGCUGCAUGCCGGGCCACCCCACAACGAGUAUAUGGAGCAGAGUUUCCAGGGACUGAGUGGCAUCCUGAACCUGCCUCAGCCAGAGCCUGCGGAGGAGGCCGCCCGGCUGCAUGCAGAGCUCACGGGCCCCGCGCUGGAGGCCUGGGCAGAUGGGGAACUGAGCAGCUUUUGGUCUGUGGCUGGACUGUGUGCCAUGGGCCCCUCCGCCUGUCCCUCCCUGGAGCUCUGCAGACUGACCAGCUGGAGCUCUCUGUUCCCUGACCCCAAAUCGGAGCUGGGGCCUGUCAAAGCAGAUGGGCGACUCAGGUAGCAGGGCCCCAGCCAGCGCUCCCAGAUGACCUGGGGAAUUGCACCUUACAAACAGCGGAGGGGCGUCCUCCUCAUAGGCAAGAACCAGAGGCCCAGGCAGUGCACCCACGUCAGCCAUCAAGAACGCAUGUGGACGGCAGGGAAGGUGGCCACAAUACUACUGCUGACGGCUCUGCUAGGGACCAGACAUUGGCAGGAACAUGGGCUCCAGCUUCCAGGGCCCACUCUUCCUCACCUUCCCCUCUGAUUUUUUUUUUUAAAGGAAAAUGGGUGGUGGAGGAUGAACUGGAAACAAAAGAUGUGCAAUAGGGCUCAGAGCAGCCCCAGGAAGUGGGCCAUGGCCCUGGGGAGCAGGGGCCUGACGAGCCCGUCUGCUGUUGCUCCGGGGGAGGCUGGACCUGCCUCGCUCUCCAGGACCUCAUUCCCCAGCCUCGGCCUGUGGUGCUCACGGCCGAGGUUCUGUGGGGUGCAAGUGCGGUGCCAGGCUCUGAGGCCCGGAGAACAGGCGAUUUAGGGGAGCACUGUGGAGCUGGAUGCUAAUGGGUCAGCCUCUCCUCUUGCAGCCAGGGGACCACAGAAGAAGGGGUGGGGCUGGCUCCAGGGCUUUCCAGUAUACCCUGCCCCUGAUGAGAAUAGCAGGGCACUGGGGCCUACCGGGGCUAUGGCAGUCUCCCAGGUACCCGGAACUGCAAGCAGGGCUGGGGCUCCCGCCCUGCAGGGGCAAGCCCUCGUGAGCAGCAUGGGAAGAAGACUCUGCCGGGGCUCUCAGAAGAACCUGGAGCAGCAUUGUGCCUGAAGCUCAGUGUCAAGUCUGAAAUAUGCAACAGAAGAAAUAUAUCUCUCUCUCUAAA
Messenger RNA from Vicugna pacos (alpaca), 9313 nucleotides. NCBI's taxonomy places the organism in Eukaryota, Metazoa, Chordata, Mammalia, Artiodactyla, Camelidae. The record is from RefSeq and is a predicted model, not a curated record.